Pseudoliparis swirei is the source of this 1650-nucleotide messenger RNA. It is a transcript of the gene pdx1, whose product is annotated as pancreatic and duodenal homeobox 1. Gene Ontology annotation, molecular function: RNA polymerase II cis-regulatory region sequence-specific DNA binding; DNA-binding transcription factor activity, RNA polymerase II-specific. Gene Ontology annotation, cellular component: nucleus. Gene Ontology annotation, biological process: regulation of transcription by RNA polymerase II; type B pancreatic cell differentiation. NCBI's taxonomy places the organism in Eukaryota, Metazoa, Chordata, Actinopteri, Perciformes, Liparidae. The transcript is spliced from 2 exons. Bases 217 to 1011 code for a protein of 264 amino acids. The record is from RefSeq and is a predicted model, not a curated record.
CGCUGGCGGCCGUUCUGCUCACUUUACCGAACAAUCCACCAAGCCGUGGAAUAUCCUGGAAACUGACGGCUGUAGGUCUGCAAACAGUGAAACCAAUGGCUUUGGUGCUGUAGAGUCACAUGGUGGCAGAGUGACACACCUGUGUGGAGCCGUGUGGGCCUCCCAGUUGCGCCAGAGACAGGUAUAGAGCAGUAGGUCCACGCCGAGGAAGGGCGCAUGCAGGUACGGUACAUGUGCGGGUCCUCGGAAGCCAUGAAUCGGGAAGAUCAUUAUUAUCCUUCUCAGGUUUUUAAAGACUCCUGUGCCUACCAGAGAUCACAGGGGGACGACUACAGCCACAGCCCGCCGCCCUGCCUCUACAUGAGCAGGCAGGUCCACGCCGUCUACACACCGUCGUCCAUGGGAGCCUUGGAGCAGGCUAGCCUGGCUGACAUUGCCCCCUCUUACAGUCUAUCCAUGCGGGAGGAUCCAGGUGUGCCUCAGCUCCACCAUCCCCAGGGGCUCCAGCAGCAGCCUCUCCCGCCUGCUGCAGGCUAUGGAGACACGGGGGAACAGGGCAUAUAUCACCUCCCUUUCCCCUGGAUGAAAACCACAAAAUCUCACUCGCACACCUGGAAGGGACAGUGGUCAGGACCAUACGUGAUGGCGGAAUCCGAGGAAAACAAACGCACGAGGACAGCGUACACUCGCGCCCAGCUGCUGGAGCUGGAGAAGGAGUUCCUGUUCAACCGCUACAUCUCGAGGCCGCGCCGCGUGGAGCUGGCGCUGACCCUGGGCCUCACCGAGCGCCACAUCAAGAUCUGGUUCCAGAACCGGCGCAUGAAGUGGAAGAAGGAGGAAGACCGAAGGAAGGUGAGGGGGUCCGAACCGGACCAGGACUCAUCUAUCACCUCUGGAGACCAGGGGGAGGCCGCGGGAGGGGUCACCUCAACGAACGGACCUCACACCACUUCACCCCCCGUUUCCCCGCUGCGCUCCCUCUCCGUGCCUGUGACCGGGGAGCCCGCAUAGACCCGCAGCAGGUUCAGACUCUUGGUGAUCUUUUUUUGGAAAAACAACGUGAAAGAGACGUAACAUCCACAUUUAAGGAAACCCUAUUUGAGUGGAAUCAUAUAAGAAUAAUUAUAGGACAAGAAAGGAGAAACUAGUCUCUCUUAUAGUUAUUUACAUCAAGUGCUCAUUUUCCAGGGACCCCCUUAAACCUUCACGGACCACCGGCGCCUUCUUAUUGGAUACCACUGUCUCUCUGGGCUGAAGGGACAUAUCUUCAUCCCACUUCAUCGUGCAUGCGUUGAGUUUUCUUUGGGCUCCAGAUGGCAUGCUGAGACAACCUUGCCAUGUAAGGACCAACUACUUGUCCCCCGUUCAAAGAAGCGACAUGGAUUCAGUUGCGCAAACUGAAGCAUGGCCUGAUCAUAUCAGUGCUUGCAUUGUUUUUCACCUCAGACAUGUGAGGAGUACAAUCGUGUUUAUGGAUGUCUAUAUGUCUAUAGGACCGUAUUUGCUAUAUUACCAAUGUCCAUUUGUACAUAGUAUAUGUCGUGUAAAUUGUAAUCAAAUGUAAACUUAUUUUAUUGUUUACUAAAUGAACUGUACAAUAUGACGCAUGAAUAACACAUGUUUGGAAUAAAGCAGAUAUCAUAGCCUAUA